Messenger RNA from Amoebophrya sp. A25, 345 nucleotides. The record is from the annotation of a GenBank genome assembly. NCBI's taxonomy places the organism in Eukaryota, Dinophyceae, Syndiniales, Amoebophryaceae.
AUGUUUCAAUCAUACCCCACAGAGCAAAAAUGCCUUAGAAGGAGUAGAUCAUUCUCACACGUCAUAAAUAGUCUUUUUCAUGAUUCUUUGUUCUACUUUUUCGUUCUUCCACUUACAUCCUGUUCAUCAAGCUCUGACCCAUUGCGCCAUACAAUGGAUAAUAUGAAACUUUGCAUUUCUGUGCUCCUCCAACAACAUGUUAGCCCCACGCUUGCUUCUUCCGUGAUUCGUAGAUUACCUUGUUAUCCCUCUUCAAGUGUUGUCAACCUCAACACCUACUCAGCUUCAGGAAUGUCUUGCUCGAUGUUACGUAGUCGCCGCUCUGUCUCGUGUGAUCGGAGGUAG